AGUUGUUAGCAGUGUGACAGUAAUAGCAAUAAAUAAUAUUUAUUUCUACUAAUGACGGCCGUAGUGCUUCAGAAAGGCGGAACAAGACAACAAUAUACGGGACGCAUUCGAGUCGCGAAGGAAGAAAACAAAUGCAAUGCGCUCUUCGGGAAGGCACGUGACCGUAACCUCCAGUCACCCUUCUCCUAAACGUGUCAGCACUCACAGAAAUCUUUUGGUGGCGUUUUUUGAACGAAGGAGGUGACUGUAGUUGACUCUUUUCUCUGAAAUCCGGAACUCCGGAAGACUACUUCAAAUCAUUGGGUGUUCGCGAGUCGCGACGUUCUUUGCGGCGGAGGGAUUUUUUUUUAUUUAGCGGUCAUCAAACAUCUAGCCAAUCCUUGUGCUUGUGGGCUUGUGUGUAAGUCCGGCAGACUUCUUGACUGAUAUCCUUCGUAUUCUACGUUUGGCGACCGAAAUAUUUAUGACAUGGCUACUCCUGGCAAACGACGAAAGCGGUACCUAGACGCAGACCAGCCUUACCUCAUCCCGGUAUCAACCUUACGUUUCCAGAAGACGCUUGUGGGUCAGGGGGCUAACGCUGGCACCUCUGUAGUUACGGAACCGCUUGACGGCGACGAAGGUAGAGAGAACGGAGGUUACCGUAGUGACCCUCUAGGUACUGACGAAGACGACAUCCAAGACUGCCACGGAGCCUACCGUGAUGACCCUGUAGAUACUGACGAAGAUGACGCCGAAGACUGCCACGGAGCCUACCGUGAUGACCCUGUAGAUACUGACGAAGAUGACGCCCAAGACUGCCAUGGAGUCGACGUCGGAGAUGUCUCCACCGACAGUGAGCAUGCAUCGCAAGACCAAGCUGAUGACGGAGGGGACAGCACUGAUGAUGAACACCCUGACGGCGAGGUGUCGAGAGAGAAGUCUCUCGAAGAAGCCGUGAUCUCUGAAGACGACGACGACGAGGAGAUGGGACCUGGGUCCAUCGAAGAUCUCUUGACCCUGUGCGUGGAAGAGUUUGGUGCUAGUAUGCUGCCGCAUUCACCAACGUCGAAAGCUGGCGCCAUCGCGAUGGUUAUAUCGUAUGCCGUUUCGGAGAGAUCGACGUGGGCCGGGCUCGGCAAGCUAUUGACACUUGUGAAUGCCUUGUUUGGCAGCGCAGUUCUGCCGACAAGUAUCUACAAGCUGAGGAAGCUGUGGACGAAAAAAAAGGAAAACUUGGUGAAGUACCAUUAUCUGUGCCCAUGCUGUGACACGGUCCUCAACUCAAGCGAUUCGAUUGCACGAUGCGAUGUGUGCAAUUUUGAGGAGUCCACUGAGAAGCUAAGACAUGGUGGGUCAUAUUUCUUGAUGCUCGACCUCCACAAGCAGCUCAAGCACCUAAUUGGAAAAACAAGUGUCGAGCUUCAUCAUUCGCUGUCAAUGCUAGCACUCAAUGACUCUGAUUUGAUUACGGACAUUACAACAGCCGAAGCUUGCAAGCACUUGCGCCAAGAGCUUGCCUUAGGUCCGAGUGACCUAACAAUCACGUUCAACACUGAUGGGAGCCCCAUCUUCAAAUCCUCGAAGACGUCAGUGUGGCCGAUUCAAUUUACAGUAAAUGAACUACCCCCUGCAGUGCGCUUGCACCACCCUACAUUGGCUGGACUCUGGUUUGGGAAGCGCCAUCCAGACAUGUCGGUUUUUCUGACCAAGUUUGUGGAGGAAGUCAACACUAUGGCCCCUGUGACAUGGAUCCAUGGAGAUCAGCAGCUCACUUCAAAAGCCUUUGUACUGUGCUGCAGCGUUGAUACCCCUGCCCGUGCUGCCGUGCAAAACAUGGUCUCUUUCAAUGGGUUCUUCGGCUGCCCAUAUUGCUUGAUGAAAGGCGAGCACGAGGAAGGAUGCGUGCGCUAUGUCGCCGAUGAAGCCCCAAUUCCGAGGACAUCGGAGCUUGUUGUUCGAGACAUGGAGCUCGCCCAGAGGCUGGGGAGCCCUGUAAAUGGUAUCAAGGGUCCAUCACCUCUCAUGAACCUUGAAGGUUUCGACUUGGUUGCUGGCAUGAGCGUGGAAUACAUGCAUUGUGUUCUGCAAGGGGUGGUGCGACAAGUCACGGAGCUCCUCUUUUCAUCGACAAGCUCACGACAGGCAUACUACAUCGGUACACGUGCGUCUGUUGUCAAGGUAGACAAGCGACUACGAAGCAUCAAGCCUCCCCACUGUAUAACAAGGCUGCCUCGUUCCAUUGAGGAGCGUGGCUUCUGGAAGGCGUCAGAGUGGAAGCAGUGGCUCCUUUUUUAUGCACUGCCAUGCUUGCUGGAUGUCCUUCCCCAACUCUACUGGAAGCACCUCUCCAAGCUCUGUGAGGCUGUACACAUUUUGCUGCAUGACAGCCUUACGCUCCGUGACAUCAAGCGUGCAGGUGAGCUCCCAAAAACAAGCAUUUAGUUGAAGCCUUGCCAUCUAGCCAACACUUCUAAACAGCUUUAUUUUCGAGGGCUUUGUUUCACAAAUUUUGCAAAGUGUAGGUUUCUGGAAAAAUUGUGCAGGCAGAAAAUUUUGUAUUGAUGGGGAAAGGGAGGGGGGUGAUGUAUGUAUACAUGCAAUAAAUUUUUUUGUCAUACUUUUCAAAUCUUGAGAUUUCAGAACAUUAGGUUUCCUCAAAAAUUAUUACGUUCACAGUAUUUGAAACUAUGUAAGACAACCUCCUCACACCAUCUCCAAGCAUGCCAUGAGCAACACAAAUUUUAUAGGACUCUUGAUACAGAUUGUUAGUAUGCUCGACGGGGCGCCGCAAACCCCAAAACAGCACUCAUAAAGAGAUAUCCGAAACGGAUGGCCAUAUUUUUGUAAAAUAAGGAUGCGAUUGAGUGAGAAUUGCGACAUCUUGUUUCCUGCAGAACAGUUAAGGAGGAGGGGAAACGGCCUCGCUUCCUUCCCUCUUUGUGUCCUCGUGGAGUCAAACCGAAGAGAGGAGGUAACAAGAAUCGCAACGUCGUGGGCAUUUUUGGCCUUGUUCAAGCGAGCUCUUCUUUCGCAAAAAUACGACCAUCCAUUGCAGAUAAUGAUUUAUGGGUGACGCUUUCGGGUUUGUAGCUUCCCGCCUAGUGCUUCUGCAUUGUUUUCUGAAAUCAAAAUUUCGCUUCUGCAUCCCUUUAACGUUGAAAGUGCUCAUCACAUCCUAUCUUACUGAUAGCAUCAUUUUGGUGGACUUUCCGCUUUUUGCGAUGCACAGUUUGUUCAUCAUGUGGGCCGAAAAACUGGCUUUCAUUUUUUCUUUCCUUUAAACCCUGUAUUUGGUUUGUUAGAACAUUUUUGUACUUUUCUUGAAGCUUAGGUAGAACAUACAUAUCCUUCUAGUGCAUUUCUGUUCCAAAUUUGAAGGGCAUUUUAUAUCAUUGAAGCAAACAUUGUUCAAACAUACAAAGCACCUCUCAUGAGGGGUACUUUCUCUAAUUUGUGGAAGUCUUCUAUAGUUGUGCCCAUAUUCGAGGCUGGUGAUCUGUCAUUAUUAGUGACUAUCGUCCCGUUUUGUUAUUGUGUGGUUUCCCGAAGGUUUUCGAAAUGGUUAUGCAUAACUGGAUCUCAAAUUACCUCAGUAAAAAAAUUUAGUCUUUUUCAGCAUGGUUUUUAAAAGGGAAAGUCCGUUGAAAGAGAUUUGUGCUCUUUUCUAGAUUUCUUUGUGCCGAUAGUCACAGAGGCGAAAUUGAUGCUGUAUAUUUUGACAUGUCAAAGGCUUUUGACUGUGUAGAUCAUACUUUACUCCUUUGCAAACUUUCUUUUUAUGUCAUGUGCCCAAAGCUUUGUGAAUGGUUCAUGAGCUACCUGAGUUUACAUAGUAAUACUGUUUAUGUUGGCAACUUUUUGGAAGUGUUUUAGAUCAACUUCUGGCGUACACCAAGGUUCAAACCUGGGACCACUGUUGUUUAUUUUGUUUGUAAACAAUACAGUAUCAUGCGUCAAGCACUCAAAUGUACUUCUUUUUGCUGAUGACAUGAAACUCUUUUUAAAUGUUAAAGACCAUAUUGAUUGUACUUUAUUGCAAACUGAUAUUGGUGCAAUUUCAGAGUGGUGUAGAAAAAAAGCCUUGUCGUUCAAUCUUAAAAGCUAAAUUGAUUUCUUUAUAGAGAAAGUGGGAAGUUUUCUUUUACCCUUAUGUGCUUGAGGGAAAUGUGGUAGAUGCUGUAUCUCUAGUAAGAGACCUUGGCGUCUAUAUUGACAAAUUCACUGCACACGUUUCUAAGAUCCUUGGAUUAGAGAUAAGAAGUUGGAAAUGAUCACUUUGGUUAUCAAGUUCUUUCACUUCACCAAUAUCUGUAGUGUGUCUGUUCUGUAGCCUUGUACGCUCAGUACUUGAAUUGGGUUCAAUUAGUUGUUAAUACAAGUUAAAAUGAUUGAGCGUGUGCAGAAGUUUAUGUGGUUUUUGGUCUGUUGUGGUUUUUGGGGUCAAUAAAUGUGCUUUGUGUAAAGAUCACCAUGUCAUUGGUUCCAUUAAUGCAAAUAAAUAAAUCACUUAGUCUCAUACAGAUCCUUGUGGUACUCAACCGUGAGAUGGGUGGAAAGCGAUAAUAACAAUCAAUCUGGAAAGCAGCUUGGUUUUUCUACUGCCGGCGAUGGGAAGGUCACGUGUGAAGUUUUGGAGUUGCAACCGGGUUUCACUCGCCACUGAGGGAGAGCUGUGCACGCAUUUAUUGUUUUAAAUAGUGAAUUUCUGAUCGUGUACUUUGUCAAUCAAUACUUAUAGGAGGAAUCAGCCGUAUAUACAUUUGGUUGUCGACCUAAAUUCAUAUUUGAUCGUUUAAUGUGUAUA
Molecule: messenger RNA, 4786 nt
Organism: Ixodes scapularis (black-legged tick)
Lineage: Eukaryota; Metazoa; Arthropoda; Arachnida; Ixodida; Ixodidae
Exons: 4
Coding region: 469-2424 (651 amino acids)
Source: RefSeq, a predicted model, not a curated record